AUGUCAGAUGCAAUCAGGAGGGCCGCGCGGCGCGGGGGGCGGGGGGCGGGGCGGGGCCGGCACUCCGCGCGCCGCGCCGCCGCGCACAGACGUGUCCCGCGCCCGAGCCUCUCGCGACACACCGCGCCCUCGACCGUGCCUCUCCCGCCUGCCUCGAGCCAUGCGCUGCGCCCGGACAUGAGCGGGCCGAGUGCGGCCCGCCCCCGGCGCGCCGGCGGCCGGGCCAGCAGCGCGCCCGCCGCCCGCCCGCCCCCACGCGCCGCCCGCCCCCGCGCGCGCUCCGUGCUGCCGCGCCCGCGCGCGCCGCGCCUGCGCCCGCUGUUCCUGUGGGCGCGCGCCGAGCACGGCCAGGUGCGCGAGGUGCACGUGGAGGAGUGGGACCGCCGCAACCGCCUGCGCCUGGCGCGCGGGCCGGCCGGCUGGCGCGUGCUGCCGCGCACCGCCACCUACGACGCCCUCGCGCCGCCGCGCCGCGCGCCCGACCUGGAGGCGCACAUCCCCUCGCACACCAUCACCGUGCCGCGCCGCGCGUCCCCCGCGCCGCCCCCCGCGUCCCCCGCGGCCCCCACGCCGCCCCCCGCGCCGCCCGAGCCCACACCGCUGGACAACCUGCUGGCGGUGGCGGAGCUGGAGUUCCACCAGCAGCAGCGGCGGCGUGGCAAGGAGCUGUCGCUGCUGGACGCCGCCAUGUUCGCCGGCAAGGACGACGCGCCCGACGACCUGUUCGAGACCAUCUCGCAGGCGCACUACCUGGGCGAGCUGGGCGGCGGCGACGAGGCGCUGCUGGAGUCGCUGGUGGAGCAGGGCUGCGAGGACAACCUGGUGCUGGGCCUGCUGGCGGACGCGGGGGCGGCGGCGGGGGGCGCGGGGGGCGCGGGGGAGCCCUCGCUGUCCGCGGCCGAGGGGCUGCUGCACCUGGGCGACCUGCCGCCGCCGCGCGACGCCUACCCGGCGCAGGGCGAGCCCGCCUACCCGCCCGAGGACGCCACGUACCCGCCGCCCGAGCCCACCUACACGCAGGAGGAGCCCUACGCGCCGCCCGAGCCGGAGUACCCCCCCCAGGACACAGCCUACGAGGCUCCGGAGCCGCCCUACGCGCCGCCGGACGUCCAGGAACCAGCAGUGUACUCCUCACCAGAACCCGGUUUUCCAGCGACAAAAACUGUGUCUUAUCAGUCGUCGGAAACUGUGUAUCCACCGUCGGAAACAGUAUAUCCACAGACAGAAACUGUGUAUCCCGAGACAGAAACUGUGUAUCCCGAGACAGAAACUGUGUAUCCACAAACAGAAACUGUGUAUCCACAGACAGACACUGUGUAUCCACCAUCAGAAACUGUGUAUCCACCAUCAAAACCUGUGUAUCCACCAUCAGAAACUGUGUAUUCGUCGUCAGAUAAUCAGUAUCCUCCAUCAGAAACUGUGUAUUCGUCAUCUGAUACAGUGUAUCCUCCAUCUGAGACAGUGUUCCCUCCAUCUGAAUCUGAGCCCGUGUAUCCGCCGUCGGAAACAGUGUUUUCGAGCGGGAAAAGUGAUUACUCAGCCCAGUCACCUGAGCCGGUGUACACGUCACCAGCACGAGUGGCGCCGGCGCCGCCGCCCUCCCCGCCCGCCCCGCCGCCGCCCGCGCCGCCCGCCGCCACCGAGCUCAGCGACAUCGACUUCGACAAAGAACUGGAGGCGAGCCAGGACAGCGGGCCCACCGACCUGAGCGUGCACGCGGCGCGCGAGCCGCCCCCGCGCGAAGACCUGCCCCGCGACCUGCGCGUGCGCCGCCCCGCGCCCCCCGCCCCCGCCGCCCCCGCCGCCGCCUCGCCGCCGCGCCGCGCGCCCUCGCGCGAGUCCGACGCCAUGCAGUCCCCGCAGCCGUCCGGCAUCCCCGCCGUGCCCUGCUCGCCCGAGCUGCCCCCCCCGCGCUCCAAGCACGCGCUGUUCCUCGAGACGCUGCUCGCCUCGCCCUCGCCCAAGAUGUACACCUCCGAGGUGACCGUGAGCAAGCAGCAGAGCGAGCCGCUCAACCUCGGCAAGCACCGCAAGUCCGCCUCGCCCACCGUCAGCAGCUGCAGCGAGGAGCGCGCGGGGGACGCGCGGGGGGCGGCGGCGGGGGCCGAGCCGCGCGCCAAGCGCCCCCGCCGCGCCUCGCACGAGCCCCCCCCGCGCGCCGAGGACUCCCCGCGCGAGCAGCUGCGCCAGCUCAAGCUCAGCCCCAACUUCAACCUGCCGGACCCGCUGCUGGUGCCCAAGGACAAGCUGGGCGACAUCCUGCGCGCGCCGGCGCGGGAGAUCGCGGCGCUGCUGCUGCGGCGGCCGGAGCUGCGCCUGCCCGAGGCCUUCGCCUUCCCCGCCGUGCUGCGCGACCCCGACAUCCUCGUGGUGUCGCUGGCGCAGCUCGAGGGCAUCAUCGAGAACGAGGGCAAGCCGCCGGAGCGCCGCGAGCCGCCGCGCGCCGACGCCGCGCUGGGCUCCAUGCUGUGGCUGCCCUACUUCAGCCACCUGGAGAGCGCCGCGUGCGCGCAGAACAUGGACUUCCUGAAGGCGCUGAGCGCCGGCUACGGCUACCCGCCCGACCUGCAGCAGGUGAUGGGCAUGUCGCGCUUCCUGCCGGGCGCCUUCCCCGCGCCGCCCGCCGACUACGAGCGCCUGCAGCUGGCCAUGUGGCAGGAGGCCGCGGCCGCCGCGCGCCGUGCCCCGGACAAGGAGGCCGCCAAGUGCGCCGACGUGCAGAACCCGUACGUGCACUCCACCAAGAGCCACAAGCCGGGGGCCCGCGCCAGCCCCGGGGCGCACUACGCCGGCCGCGCGCCCUACUACCCGGGCGGGUACGGGAGCGCGGCGGGCGCGCGGGGGGCGCUGCCGGGGCUGCAGAUCCCGUACUUCCCGCCCGGCGCGCUGGGCAGCCAGCGCUCGCCGCGCACGCCACAGCAGAAGAGCCCCACGUCGCCCUACUACCCCAACAACAACUACCUGCAGUCGCUGAAGCAGGCGGAGCGCGGGGGCGGGGGCGCGCAGGAGGCGCCGCGGCCAAGGAUCAGCGUGAAGAGCCUGCAGAACCUGCUGGAGCCGGGCGCGGCGCCGGCGAGGAGACACUCGCACGGCGGGAGCGGGGGCGGGGGCGGGGGCCGGCGGCGCGACGAGCCCCCGGAGGUGGGCAGCACCACGCCGCUGGGCGAGCCCCCGCCGCCCCCGCACCUGCCGCACGAUCCCUCCCCGCACCUCUGGCAUCCGCUGUUUGGCAAACUGCGAGAUGCAUUUGCGGGGACACAGCCAAAAAGGCUACAUCGGCCCCUGGAGUUGGACGACGGUGACGGCGACGGGCGACUGACUGCGGCCUCCGCGCGGGCCGCCGCCCGCGCUGCCGCCCUGAGCGGGCCGCGGGGGGUCUGCGGAGUGAGAGCAGCCGGGAGGGAACCCGGGAACGGGAACCAGCCUUCGUGAGGAGAGGAGUGUAGAUGGAGAGGCGGUUAUAGCGGUGUGUUAUCUGACCCGGUGACAGCGUUGUGCAAUCUUGUCUAGGAGAGGUUUGAUAGUUUGAAGACUGGACGCGACCUACGGCGUAAAUAGGAGACCGGGCCUUACGUGUCGCUAACUGAUAUAACGUCACAAAUGCUGUUUGACGGAAAAUUUUAUCGUAAUAUCGAGAAGUUUGCAUACGUCACCGGGGCAGAUCUGAUACGCUUAGCACUAAAACUUACCUCUUCUUCAAGUUGCGUACGAACUAGAGACGUGAAAGCGAAGGUUCGUUUGGAAAGUUCCCUGAAUUCCCUAGUAGUGCGCGCAUGAACAUAUCCGUCCGACGAGAGACAGACCCCCGCGGCUCGCCCAACGCCCACCCUGUACAGGAAUUGUACUCUGACUCUAUUCAAAUGUAUAUUCUCACGUCUUGCCAAUUUAAAUGCUGUCUAUGGUCACGCGCGGAAACUUUAUCACGAUCUUGGGAAAUCAGCGGUACAUCACUAGAGAGAGUACGAGCGAAAGUGAUUAAUUAACGCAUCACUAAUUAAAUUACUUUCCUGACACAUCUAAAUUAAUUACUCACCAGGAGAUAAAUGGAUGAAGUUGGAAGGACUCGUUUUGAUCUCAUCAGUAAAUGCGAUGUAGGUCAGAGAAGCGACUCUACAUAUAUUCAUGUUGGUGUUUUAGCAACGCAAACUAAAUACGUACAAAAUCAUUAUUUGGGAUCUAUUUCUUUAUUUCCAGCUAUCCAAUAUUUUUUAUUAAGUAUAGUUGUUGUACGGAUUCACAUCUAGGUAUGCAUAUAGAUGGUAUAACAGUAAACGCGCGACCAUAGUAUCAGCAUUUGACUUGCCAAGCAGUAUGGAAUUGCCAAUGUAGCUUACGAACUUUAAAAGAGCAUCUACGGUAAAAUAUCUCUAUAAUAUUUGUAUUUAUGUCCUGCUCUGUAACUUUAAUGUGUCACGUAGCCAUUAAGUAUAUGUUGUCUCUACCUAUUUAAUGAAGACUGUCUAAUGUGAACGCCACUUGCAGUAGGAAAGAUGAACCUCUGACAUGUGAAAGUAUGAUAUUGCAUUUACGAUGUUUGAACAGUGGUUUCAGGUAAACCCCUGCUUUUUCAAUGUUUAAUAUUAUGAAACUGUAAUUCGCAAUACAUUGUGCCUAUUUAAUGAACUAUUUGUGAGACGGAUACACGGCUGAUAAGUCUAAAAAUGUGUCGGAGAAAUUAGCAAGAUUGAAAACAGGGAGAUGUUGAUACUAGAGGCAAUAAUGGAUGUAUUUAUAGUUUAUAGAUGUGAAGAAGGAAAUUUCAAUUUUGCUAAUUAAUCCGCUGGAAUGGGGGAGAGGGAGAUGGAAAAUUUGAUGAUGGCGCCACUGGCGAUUGCCCUUUCGUGAUUGGUGGGAGCAUUUGGCAAUUUGAUGAACUAAUCAUCUGAUUGGCUAAGCUCAUGGGAUGCUGCCACGGCAGUAAUCGUCGACACCAUCCCUUCAACCGAAGGUUGUCGUUUAAAGACUGUAUUCAGAGUGAAAUUAUAAAAGCCGUGGUCCGUGUCUGGGUUUAAUAUAUCGCUAAUCGUUUAUCUAUCGGUUGUGAUAGGUCGUCACGGUUGGACAGACUUACAUAUAGGCAAUGCUCUUAAUUUUUACAUAAGUACUCGCUAAACCUACAAUAGUUCUAACUCGUUAUGAAUGUGACAUUAGCAUGUGAGAUAUAGUAAGUGAUUGAUAGAUUCAUCGACUCUAAUAAUUAAUUAUGUAUGUUGAACGUAGAUGCUCUUCUACACAACCAUAUCCUAAUUAAGUGUCAAAGUAUUGAAGUACAGUGAGGGAUGGAGUGCAUAAUGAAAAAUUAUAAAAAAUACUAUUUUAGUUUGUGAUAUUUAUAACAUUUUUAGCGCGACGGUGGACGCGCCUUAGUUCCAAAUGAGUGCAAUGAAAAUUGAACUGUAUUAUUAUAGAUUUAUGUAGUUAGAAAAGUUAAGAGGUACGAUGCAUUUAAUUUGUCUCCUAGGGACCUCUCUAUGUUAAGCAAAUUUUUCUUGAAAUACCUAUAUUUUGCUUGAUAGCAAAUGAGAAUGUAUACUUUAACCAUAAUAGCUAUAAAACAGCCAAAUAAUUAAGUUUGGAAUAAUCAAAUAAUCUGUUUCAGAAUAGUUCAGAACAGCAAGUCGUUAAUAUUAUAGCUAACCUAUAAAAUAUUGAUUUAACUGGCGAGCAGUUUAAUGACAAUUUGAUCUCUGUCUAUUAUACUAUUUAAGUGUAAUAAACCUAAGAAUUUGCCAUUGAUAUAAUUACACAAUCAUGUAACAGUAUUGAAUUGAAAAAAAAGUUUUAAGUAACUUUGGGAAUAUUUUGAAUUCCCGGGACUUUUUCGAUACAACACUAGUACUUAGAGUAAGAUAAAUUCAGUUACUGGCAGCAGUGCAACACUUCUGACACAAACUUAUAAAUCUAUGAGUGGAUCUUUAUGUAAACUUGCCGAAAAUGCACCUAGUCAACGGAAUGUAAGUUUUGAUACUUUACGGAAAUGAUUUUUUUUAUAGAUGUUCUAAAAUACAGCGCCUCUAUCGGUCACUGCGGUGAAACAAAUGGCAGACGAUGCAUUUCAGUUAAUAAAAUGGCAAGAGGUACAUCUUCUUUUCCGUAAAUUAUCAAAUGAGUAAAUUGCACUCAGCACAAAGGGUCAGAAAAGUUUGAUGUACUUAUUUUCACCGAAGUUUGUAUAAAUCCCGGGAUUUUUUCUGAAACAGUUAUGGAAUAUGCAAUGUUGUCUUAUACAUAGAUUAUUCCGAGACAUACCAGUAUACAGGUAAUAAGAUAGCUAUCACAAUUUAUUAUUAAUAUGAAAUAUCAAAUUUAAUUGUAAUGAGAACUUAGGCGGAGUAAAAUGUAAUCAGACAGAACGCCAUGGCAGGGUUAUUAUGUACCUAACCAACAAUGAAAGCCAUCUGUUUCCAACAGACCGAGCUCCAAUAAUGACUAGGCAUUACUUUGGAUUUCAUAAAACAAAUUAAAAUUGUAAAGUGUUAUUAUUAUGUGCAUCUAUUAUCAAUUAAGAAUAUGCAUGUAAACGCAACGGCAGGCGCAAUUGAACUUUACAAUCGUAUGUUCACGAUCGUUGACGGAUAAAAUCAAAAUCGAUGGACAGAGGUUCUAUCACAGGUUAUUUGGUAGUUUGUCGAAAACUGUAGAAGUUUACGUUUUCUCGCAUACAAAGUGGCGCCUUUAGCGGAAACUAUAAUGAAACUUUUGACAGAUAAUGUAUGCAGAUGAGACGUAUUACAUUUUUCGUUUUCGUAAAUAGCAAAACCCGUACUAGAGGCUCAGGAAGGUACAUAAUAACGAUGCUGGGGGUCGCUCUAUAUGACGAAAAACUCAGUUUCGAGCACUGCAGCGCGAGCCACGACUCUGUUGCAUUGUAUUAAACGUGACGAUUGCACGACAUCUCUCGAUCGUUCGGUUUUCGUCAUUGUAGAGGUGUAGAGUAACCCGUAUUAUUGUUCUUUGCCCACUUAAAAUAGGAACAAUAUUUUGUCUCUGGUCUCCUAACGGAAAAUAUCGGUUAAAACUAUUUAUUUCGUUAUUUUUAAGUUUUCGAUAUUUUUAUCUUGUUCUUGUUACUUUUCUUUGGAAUCUUUAUUGAAUAUAGAUGUAGUUACGUGAAAUUCUCAAGUAUGUUAAAAAGGCGGGAACCGAAAAGCGGUAAUAUUACUAAAAUACUAAGUAUCAUAAAAUAUUAUAGGUAAAUAUAGUAGUCAACCUAUUUUAAUAAAAAUAUCGGCGAAUAUUAGGUACUUUUCUAGUGUAAAAUUCCAUUUUUUGUAAACCGGUUAUCUUUGAAAAUCAUACCGUUACGAAACGGUAUUCUUUAAAACUAUACCGAUAUAUUCCGGUUUCGUUUCCCGUUGCUAAAGUGACGUUGUUAUUAUUCUGGUACUCAACUAUUCCACGUGUUUCCUGAUUGUAAUUUAACGAAACAUACGCUUCUGAAGUGUUAUAUUACAUAAUGUAAAUAUAGGACAAACUAUUAUUAUUAAAUAGUGAAUGUUGUAAUUUGUAUAUAAGUAAACAAAAAAUAAAUUUUAAAUACAUAGAUA
Plutella xylostella (diamondback moth) is the source of this 7547-nucleotide messenger RNA. The record is from RefSeq and is a predicted model, not a curated record. Lineage: Eukaryota; Metazoa; Arthropoda; Insecta; Lepidoptera; Plutellidae.